Messenger RNA from Candoia aspera, 795 nucleotides. RefSeq lists its product as uncharacterized. Gene Ontology annotation, biological process: immunoglobulin mediated immune response. Gene Ontology annotation, cellular component: blood microparticle. Lineage: Eukaryota; Metazoa; Chordata; Lepidosauria; Squamata; Candoiidae. The transcript has 3 exons. Gene Ontology annotation, molecular function: antigen binding. The coding region runs from base 1 to 795 and encodes 264 amino acids. The record is from RefSeq and is a predicted model, not a curated record.
AUGGAUAAGGAAGAGAUCUUUACAUGGGCAAUAUCCUCAAAUAUCCUCAAAGACAGCAAAGGAGAUUUCACGGAAACACCUUUCUUUGUAGAUGUCCAGUCAGAGGUCCAGUUGGUGGAGUCUGGAGGAGACGUGAGAAGGCCUGGAGAGUCCCUCCGUCUCUCCUGCCAAGUCUCUGGCUUCACCUUCAGCAGCUGUUGGAUGAGAUGGGUGAGACAGGCUCCAGGGGAAGGACUGGAAUGGGUUGCAGUUAUUUGGUAUGAUGCCAGUAAGCAGUUCUAUGCAGUGUCUGUGAAAGGGCACUUCACCACCUCCAGGGACAACUCCAAAAGCCAGUUCUAUCUGCAAAUGAACAGCCUGAAGCCAGAGGACACGGCAGUCUAUUACUGUGCGAGAGACACAGUGGGAGGAAUUGAAUCUGAACAGUGUGAGGUCCAGUUGGUGGAGUCCGGAGGAGACGUGAGGAGGCCUGGAGAGUCCCUCCGUCUCUCCUGCCAAGCCUCCGGAUUCGACUUCGGGAGCUAUGAAAUGAGCUGGGUGAGACAGGCUCCCGGAAAAGGACUGGAAUGGGUGGCAUACAUACAUCCUUAUUCCAGUACUAUUUCCUACUCGGAAAACGUCAAGGGACGCUUCACCACCACCAGGGACAACUCCAAAAGCCAACUCUAUCUGCAAAUGAACAGCCUGAAGCCGGAGGACUCGGCAGUCUAUUACUGUGCGAGAGACACAGUGGGAGGAAGUGAGUCUGAAGCCUGGCAAAAACUCUCUCUUCCUCUGAGCCGCUCUGCAAGUUGA